AGCUAGUUCCCGUAUAAUAGGACGCGCGCCAAGCCGUUUUGCGAUUCUUUCCUGUGACGGCGUUUUCUCCCCUGUUGAGCGACAGAGAGGAUUAGCGGUUGAUUUUCGAGCGGUUUUUAUCACAGGAUCAGUGACGAAGGUGUUUCAGGGGCGUUGGGAGAUUUGUUUUGAGUUGCUUUGAUUUUUGGUUGUUGUUUCACUUGAGAGCUUGACGAUGACUUUUCAUGGAGGGGAUUCGUAUACGCAGUCUUGUGUUUCCGCUCAAGGUCGUGGAAGAGAUGAUCUGUACAUGGAGCUAUGGAGGGCUUGUGCAGGUCCACUGGUUGAUAUACCUCGAGUUGAUGAGAAAGUCUUCUAUUUCCCUCAGGGGCACAUGGAACAAUUAGAGGCAUCGACGAAUCUGGAGCUGAAUAAGAGAAUUCCUCUGUUUAAUCUUUCCUCGAAGAUUCUCUGUCGCGUAAUUCAUAUAGAUCCGCUGGCAGAUCAUGAAUCGGAUGAGGUUUAUGCGCAAAUAACUUUGUUGCCGGAAUCAAAUCAAAGUGAGCCUAGAAGUUUAGAUCCAUGCCCUCCAGAACCUGUCAAACCAGUUGUUCACUCGUUCUGUAAGGUUUUAACUGCUUCUGAUACCAGCACUCAUGGUGGGUUUUCUGUCCUCCGAAAACAUGCUAACGAGUGCUUACCUCCUUUGGACAUGACUCAGGCUACACCAACUCAGGAUCUGGUCGCCAAGGAUCUUCAUGGAUAUGAGUGGCGAUUUAAACAUAUUUUUAGAGGUCAGCCACGAAGGCACCUGCUAACGACGGGGUGGAGUACAUUUGUUACUUCUAAAAGAUUAACUGCUGGAGAUUCCUUUGUAUUCUUGAGGGGAGACAAUGGACAGUUGCGUGUUGGGGUGAGGCGUCGUGCUCAACAGCAAAGCAGCAUGCCACCAUCUGUGAUAUCGAGUCAGAGCAUGCACCUAGGAGUGCUCGCAACUGCAUCUCAUGCUGUUACAACCCAAACCCGUUUUGUAGUCUAUUAUAAACCUAGGACUUGUCAGUUCAUAAUAAGUCUGAAUAAGUACUUGGAAGCAGUCAAUUAUAAAUUUUCUCUUGGCAUGAGAUUCAACAUGAGUUUUGAGGGAGAGGAUUCUCCAGAGAGAAGGUUUUCAGGAACUAUAAUUGGAGCUGGAGAUAUUUCACCUCAUUGGGCCAAUUCAAGCUGGAGAUCACUAAGGGUUCAAUGGGAUGAGCAAACAUCUAUUCUAAGACCUGACAGGGUUUCGCCUUGGGAUAUAGAACCACUCACGUCUUCAGCGGUCUCAAGUUUGUCUCAACCCGUUUCAAAAAACAAAAGGCCUCGACAAUCAACUGAAACUCCAGCUCAUGAUGGUGCUGAUUUGACUAAGUCAGCACAUUGGGAUUCUGGAUUGGCACAAUCUCAUGAUGGUAAACAGUUCGGUAAUGCAACUGAGAGCAGAUUAGGUGAAAAUAAUGAACUGUGUCAUCAUAGUGAGAUAGAUACUAUCAGCAACAGCACAUGUGUCUCAAGAACACAGACUGAUGGGACCUGGCUAUUUUCUACCCAAUCCAAUGGUUAUAAAGACCCAGUAAAUGACACAGCACAGGAUUAUAAAACUGUACCUGUCUGUGGUUGGUCUAUUCUGUCAGGACCUUCAAAGGUAAGUGAUGAUCAAAUACUUGAUCCCACUGAAAAUGGGAGGAAAGGCGAAACUGUAGCUAGUUGUAGAUUGUUUGGCAUUGAUCUCAAUCAUUUGGCUAAACUUCCUGCUGAGAAAGCAUCUUCUCAACCGAGCAGUAUGUCUAGUCACACAGAUGGGCGCAUCAGCACCUUGUCAGUGGCUCAGUCCGAAUCAAAAUCUGACAACAUAGAGGCCUCUAUAGAUAGAAAGUUAGAGCCAUUACAAGCAUCUCUGAAGGAGACUCAAAGUAGCUCAACUAACACUAGAAGCCGCACCAAGGUUCACAUGCAUGGAAUGGCCGUGGGUAGGGCAGUAGACUUAACCAUCUUAGAAGGCUAUGACCAAUUAAUAGAUGAACUUGAGAAGAUGUUUGAUGUCAGGGGACAGCUGUCUGCACGAGAUAAGUGGGAGAUUGUAUAUACUGACGAUGAAGGGGAUAUGAUGCUUGUUGGAGACGAUCCAUGGGAAGAAUUCUGUAACAUGGUGAGAAGAAUUUUUAUAUGCUCUAGGGAGCAAGUGAAAAAGAUGAGCUCAGGAAGCAAGCAGCUGGCGUCAAUAGAAGUUGAAGGGGCAGUACUGCGGAUGUUGGAGUGAAUAUGAUACCAUCUCUGCAGUCUGGUUAGAAGCCAGGGGAAGUUCCAAUGAGGCAGCCAGUGGCGGAGGCGGAGGUGGGGGCGGCGUUAGUUGUGGCGGCACAAGAACGGGCGGGUCAGAACAUCGGGUUGUUGGGAUAACUGAGCAUCUACAAAGAGGGCAAGUUGAGUUGGAGGCGAGCCAGAGAUUCAUGCAGUCAAUAUGAAACACAUGUUUGCAUGAUGGGACUUGCAACAAUUCCUCUUUUAUCUCGAAUUCUCCCAAGCAGACGCAGCACCUGAUAUUAAAUAGAUAAUAUAGUUAUUGCUUUUUCUUUUGAGUUAGUGUUGAUUUUGAUUUGCAACCCCACAUAUCUUAAAGAACAGUAUGAUCUCGACUUAAAGUCCGAAUCUUUCUCUCAACCCUAAUCGGAGAUUAUCACAGGUCGAAGAGCAAGAUAAAAUUGUAACAGCCAAAGUCUACUCCUAGUAGAUAUUAUCUUUUUU
Molecule: messenger RNA, 2760 nt
Organism: Cucurbita moschata (crookneck pumpkin)
Lineage: Eukaryota; Viridiplantae; Streptophyta; Magnoliopsida; Cucurbitales; Cucurbitaceae
Product: auxin response factor 9-like
Exons: 16
Coding region: 215-2275 (686 amino acids)
Biological process (GO): response to hormone; regulation of DNA-templated transcription
Cellular component (GO): nucleus
Molecular function (GO): protein binding; DNA binding
Source: RefSeq, a predicted model, not a curated record